Messenger RNA from Penicillium cinerascens, 1086 nucleotides. Its product is annotated as sugar phosphate isomerase/epimerase family protein. Bases 1 to 1086 code for a protein of 361 amino acids. The record is from RefSeq and is a predicted model, not a curated record. Lineage: Eukaryota; Fungi; Ascomycota; Eurotiomycetes; Eurotiales; Aspergillaceae. The transcript has a single exon.
AUGGUUAUCAACCGCCCUGGCAUCGCGUCCAUGUCUCUGGGCCGGCCAUGGAUUCACGACCUGCCUGGCAAACUGAUGCAGGCCGCAGCCCAUGGGUUCGAGGGCAUCGAGCUCUUCUACGAUGACCUAGACUGUUAUGCUCAGCGCACAUUUAACGGCGACCACUUGGAAGCCGCCAGACAAGUGCGACGGCUGUGCGAGCGGCUCGGAAUGACCAUUAUCUGCCUGCAGCCAUUCUCCAUGUACGAGGGGCUGCUCGACCGGGCCGAAUCUGACCGUCUCUUGAAUGAGAAACUUCCGGAAUGGUUCAAGCUGGCGCGGGCGCUAGCCACAGAUCUCAUCCAGGUACCAUCGAAUUUCCUGGGCGCAGACCCCAAGACCGGGGCUCCUUGCACGACGGGCGAUCGUACCGUCAUCGUGCAGGACCUCCAGCGCCUUGCUGAUCUCGGCGCUGGUGCUGGUUUCCGUUUCGUGUAUGAGGCUCUCUGCUGGGGUAACCACAUUGACACUUGGGAGGCGUCGUGGGAAAUUGUCCGGCACGUCGACCGCCCCAACUUUGGUCUCUGCUUGGACUCAUUUAACAUCGCUGGUCGUGUGUAUGCCGACCCCGCCUCGCCUUCUGGUUGUACCCCGAAUGCUGCUGCAGACCUCGCGGCCUCGCUGGAGCGCCUGCGGACUGCCAAAAUCGAUCCCGCCAAGAUUUUCUACGUCCAGCUCGUUGACGGCGAGCGUCUUUCUGCCCCCCUUGACGAGAAGCACCCCUUCCACGUCGAGGGCCAGCCUGUCCGUAUGAACUGGUCGCGUAAUGCCCGUCUCUUCCCUUUCGAGGAGAACCGUGGCGGCUACCUGCCUAUUCUGGACAUCGCUCGUGUCUUCUUUGAUGACCUCGGCUUCCGCGGUUGGGUCUCACUUGAGCUCUUCAGCCGUACCCUGGCGAACCCCGAUCCUUUUACUCCCGCCAACCAUGCCCGCAGAGGUAUUGCGUCCUAUCAUAAGAUGGCCCGUGUAUUGCAAUGGGAUAGCCAAGUCCCGAAGAGCACUGUCUCAAUUGCAGAGCCCUCCUCUCCUGUACAGCACCGUCUCUAA